GCCAUCGCCCUCGACCUGCAAACUCGUCCUGCUCCGUCUGCCUUGGACCGCAAACCUCCCCCCAAGACCAAACCGCCAUCACCACCCACAUCCCGCAAUGAAGAUCACGACGCUGGCGCUGGUGCUGGCCAUGACGCAGUUGGCCGUCACCCAGAUUGUCCCCACAACUGGGGCCAACGCACCCACCACCCAGUCGACCACGACCCAGACCACUGCGGCAGCCAACCUGCCGACCACGACCCAGGCAACCACGACCCAGGGUGGCAACGCCGCCCCUGGAACUACCACAACCGCUGCCGCUGCUGCCGGCACCACCACCACCACCGCUAUCCAGCGACCCCAGGCUACCAACGGUGCCCAAGCACCUCCUCCCGGCACCGCAAACAACGGCAUCGGCGACACCUUCACGUUCACACCGGCCGGACGGCCUACCGCUGCCGGCAACGUGCCCGGAACCAGCGGCUCCUCCAACACCGGUACCUUCACCGACACGGGCAGCACCGUCGGCAUGUCGUCGUCGACGCAGGUUGCCAUCGGCCUGGGCGCCUUCUUUGGCGCCGUCUUCCUGAUCCUGUGUGCCGGCUUUGUCUACAAGCGAUUCGUCCGACGAUCAGGCUCCUCAGACGACUACGACGGCUGGAAGGUGUGGGAUUCUGCUCCGGUCAUUCCCGGCGUCCGCCGCAAGUCCACCCUCAGCAAGCGCUUUGGCGCUCCCUCGCAGGCGCCCGACCUCGAACCCGGUCGGCAGUUCGCAUAUCCCCCGCCCCCGCCCAAGUCAAACUCGUUUGGUAACCCGGGACAGCCCCAGAGCACGCAAGUCCACUUCCAAGAAAACGCGGGCCCGCGCUAAGGCUCUUGCAAACGAAGGGGGGGGGCAGCCAAGCCCGAAACGAUCGAUAGUGACCUGGCCACGACCCGACUGCCAGGGGCUGUACCAACUCCACACGGCCUCCAGAGGCGGCGCUUGGCUGCCAUGGUUUCUUGGUCGGCUAUUUUUUUCGCGAAUGAACACUUCUUUUUAAUUCCCGAUCCAACUGAAUCCCGUUUGAGGGUUGGAUAUAGACACCGAGGCUCGGACGUGUCGCCUCGACGCACCGACCUGGACCCAUCGCACUUUACUCUUUUUUCCCUUGCCCUUGCACCGUUUGCGUUGCCCCAUUCGGCGCAGUCAUUGCCCUGGCUCGCCGCCCCAUACUCUUGCACCUUUCAUCGGCCCAGGCCCACCAGCAUUGCUCGGUUCGGCCUGGCCUCUCCGCAUUUCUUGCCUCUGGCUGAUCUCUUUCCGACCUGUGCUGCCGUUCUCGAAUGCAAUCCGUCCUCUUGUGCCCGCCCA
Messenger RNA from Polychytrium aggregatum, 1333 nucleotides. RefSeq lists its product as uncharacterized. The transcript has a single exon. Lineage: Eukaryota; Fungi; Chytridiomycota; Chytridiomycetes; Polychytriales. The record is from RefSeq and is a predicted model, not a curated record. The coding region runs from base 98 to 850 and encodes 250 amino acids.